Molecule: messenger RNA, 897 nt
Organism: Empidonax traillii (willow flycatcher)
Lineage: Eukaryota; Metazoa; Chordata; Aves; Passeriformes; Tyrannidae
Product: disks large homolog 4-like
Exons: 8
Biological process (GO): AMPA glutamate receptor clustering; postsynaptic neurotransmitter receptor diffusion trapping; chemical synaptic transmission
Cellular component (GO): neuromuscular junction; postsynaptic density membrane; neuron projection
Molecular function (GO): protein binding
Source: RefSeq, a predicted model, not a curated record
CCAGAGUACAGUCGGUUCGAGGCCAAAAUCCACGACCUGCGGGAGCAGCUCCUGAGCAGCAGUUUGGGGUCGGGCAGCGCCUCCCUGAGGAGUGACCCUAAAAGAGGCUUCUACGUCAGGGCCCUGUUUGACUACGACAAGGCCAAGGACGUGGGGUUCCUGAGCCAGGCCCUGAGCUUCCGCUUCGGGGACGUCCUGCACGUCCUGGACGCCUCAGACGAGGAGUGGUGGCAGGCCAGGCUGGUCCUGCCCCAGAACCAGCCCCCAGACAUCGGCUUCGUGCCCAGCAAGCGCAGGGUCGAGCGCCGGGAGUGGACGCGGCUCAAGGCCAAAGAUCGGGGGCCUGGGGGACAAGGCCGCGAGGACGCCGUGCUGAGCUACGAGACGGUGACGCAGAUGGAAGUUCACUACGCGCGGCCGAUCAUCAUCCUGGGCCCCACCAAGGACCGAGUGAACGACGACCUCCUGUCCGAGUUCCCCGAGAAAUUCGGGUCCUGCGUCCCCCACACGACGCGGCCCAAGCGCGAGUACGAGGUGGACGGGCGGGACUAUCACUUCGUGGCGUCGCGGGAGCGGAUGGAGAAGGACAUCCAGGGCCACAAGUUCAUCGAGGCCGGCCAGUACAACAGCCACCUGUACGGCACCAGCGUCCAGUCCGUGCGGGAGGUGGCCGAGCAGGGCAAGCACUGCAUCCUGGACGUGUCGGCCAACGCGGUGCGGCGGCUCCAGGCAGCCCAGCUGCACCCCAUCGCCAUCUUCAUCCGCCCCAAGUCCCUGCAGAACGUCCUGGAGAUCUCCAAGCGGGUGUCGGAGGAACAGGCGCGAAAGGCCUUCGACAGAGCCACCAAACUGGAGCAGGAGUUCACCGAGUGCUUCUCGGGUGCGGUCCCCCACACC